AUGGGUGCAAAAGACAGCUACAUACCGAUCUGUGUGGUGCGCGGCGUCCCGUCCCACUCCGGACAGCCCCCCUCGCAGCUCCACGCUGCGUCGCCAAAGUGCCAACGGCAGCAGCGUGCAGCCCGCCUCUCUGCUUGGAAAACAACACGGCGCGCAUUAUCCGGAGAUCUGUGGAACGGGGUUGAGGAUCCCGUAGCGCACCCUGCUCAAUCAAAGAAAGCGUUGUCCAUCAUCGGGCUAAACGUUGAGGACCACCAUUUAGGAUCGAUUGAGGAGUGCAAAACCGCAAAGGAGGCGUGGGAUCUCCUUGAGAAGACCUACAAGAGCAAAACCAAUGCAAGGAAGAUGCAACUCAGGCAAGAGUUGCAUUCUCUCAAGAUGAAGUCGGAAGAAGGGGGGGAAACCUCCCAAGGGUGUGGCCUCGAUGUGGCCUUUAGCGUCAUUGAGGGGGUGUCGACCGACGAGGGGCUCGUCGAUUCGGGGGGCUCCCAACACCUAACCGGGGACAAGAGCCUAUUUGAGACCCUCGAAAUGUUCGGGGGGAGUGGCCGAGAGUUCACGUUCGGGGACAAGGAAAUCCUAUGGGCAGAGGGGAGCGGCUCGGUCCAGCUGCGAUGUGCGACACCGACUGGAGAAAGUUUGGUCACUCUGCAGAACGUGAUGUAUGUCCCGGGGGUGGCGGCGAAUUUGAUCUCGGUGAGCAAGGCCACCGAGGUUGCGUCAGUGCUGUUCAAGGAGAACGGCAACUGCGAGCUUGAGGUUGACGGGGAGGUAGUCCUUGUGGCUCGGAAGGUGAAGGGUGUCUAUGUGAUCAACCGGGCGGAGAAGGAGACGUGCUUCCUUGUGAAGAAGCCGGAAACGGCGGAGUUGUGGCACCGUCGGUUGGGACACGCUGGGUACGAAAACUUGGCGAAAAUGGUGCAGGGAGACCUCGUGGAAGGGGUCGGGGUGAAACCGAGUGCGUUCAGGGCGCUUAAGACCUCGGUGUGUGAGCCCUGCAUUAUGGGGAAGCAAACUAGGCUCUGUUAG
Molecule: messenger RNA, 1029 nt
Organism: Klebsormidium nitens
Lineage: Eukaryota; Viridiplantae; Streptophyta; Klebsormidiophyceae; Klebsormidiales; Klebsormidiaceae
Source: the annotation of a GenBank genome assembly